CACUAAUACGAAGUAUACUAGUAUAGUCUUCAAUAGUGGGGUUUUGCAAGGGUUUAAGCUAGAGAAGAUCAUUCUUAAUUGUGCAAGUUUCCCUCUUUGUUCUUCUGUUCCUCAAUCAAUUAUUCAAGCUGCUCACCAAAAUGAGAAGGGCUUCAAUCAAACUCCUCUCUUUCUCAAAACCCAGAUCAAUAUCUCGCAACUUAACCACCCAAAUCUGUUCAACCCUAGUUUCAACUGAUCAAUCAUGUACCCAGUUGAACUCUUGCUCCAAUUCCAAGGGUUUACUCUUUUUCACCCCAAAAACCCACCAAUUCCAGAAAACCCCAUCUCAAAAUUUCAACACCCAAGUUGAAAUUCACUCUAAAUUGCCUUCUAGGCAGAGGAAAAUCAAAGAAAGAUCGCAAAUUGAGAAUGAUUUCGAGGCGGCGAAGACGGCUGAAGAUAUGCUUGAGGCUUUCAAAGAAAUGGAGGCGAAUUUUGAUGAGAAGGAUCUUGGUUUAGCUUGCUUGAAAAUUGGUCUUAAACUUGACCAAGAAGGUGAGGAUCCUGAAAAAGUUUUACCUUAUGCUAUUAGAGCUUUGGCUGUUUUUGAUAGUGAAAAUCAAAUUUCUUUACCUAUUGCUAUGACUUUACAGCUUUUGGGUUCUACUAGUUAUUGCUUGAAUAAGUUUAAUGAUGCUUUAGGGUAUCUUAAUAGGGCUAAUAAGAUCUUGGGUAGGUUAGAGGAAGAGGGUAGUUUUCGAGCCGAGGAUUUGAAAUCUAUUUUACAUGCUGUUCAGCUUGAAUUGGCUAAUACUAAGACUGCAAUGGGUAGAAGAGAGGAGGCAUUGGGGAAUCUGAGGCAUUCAGUGGAGAUUAAAGAGUUUUUGAUGGGUGAAGAUAGGAAAGAAGUUGGUAAUGCUUAUAGGGACUUGGCGGAAGCGUGUGUUGCCAUUUUGAACUUUAAGGAAGGCUUGCCGUAUUGUUUGAAAGCGUUGGAGUUACACAUAAAAUUGUUGGGGGAGAAUUCGGUAGAGGUUGCUCAUGAUAGGCGGCUUCUUGGAGUAAUUCACACUGGGAUGGAGGAGUAUGAGAAGGCAUUAGAGCAGAAUCAGUUAUCUCAGAAAGUUCUGAAGAAUUGGGGUCGAAGCUCUGAUUUGCUUCGUGCUGAGAUCGAUGCUGCUAAUAUGCAUAUUGCUCUUGGGAGGUUUGAGGCAGCUAUAAACACGUUGAAGGGGGUUGUUCAGCAGACAGAAAAGGAUAGUGAGCAUCGGGCUCUUAUUUUUAUUACAAUGGCCAAAGCGUUGGUGAGUCAAGAGAAGUUUGCUGAUGCAAAGAGGUGUCUAGAGAUUGCUUCCGGUAUACUAGACAAAAAGGAAAAGUUGAAACCCUUAGAUGUAUCUGAGGCUUAUAUGGAGAUAUCUAUGCAAUAUGAGACAAUGAAUGAAUUUGAAACUGCAGUAUCCUUGUUGAAGAGAGCACAUGCUUUGCUUGAAAAGCUGCCUCAAGAACAGCAUUCUGAAGGAAGUGUGUCUGCUAGGAUUGGUUGGUUACUCUUAUUGACGGGUAAGGUUACACAGGCUAUUCCUUAUUUGGAGAGUGCUGCUGAAACUUUGAAAGAAAGCUUUGGCCCCAAGCAUUUCGGAGUUGGAUAUAUCUAUAACAACUUAGGGGCAGCUUAUUUGGAGCUGGAAAGACCACAGUCAGCAGCACAGAUGUUUGCUGUUGCAAAGGAAAUCAUGGAUGUCUCACUUGGUCCUCAUCAUGUUGACUCUAUUGAGGCAUGUCAAAACCUCUCAAAAGCAUAUGCUUCCAUGGAAAGUUAUGCCCUUGCAAUAGAAUUCCAGCAAAAAGCAGUUGAUGCUUGGGGGGGUCACGGGAAAAAUGCAGAAGAUGAGCUUAGGGAAGCAUGCAGAAUUCUGGAGCAGCUGAAGAUCAAAGCACUAGGUGGCUUCUCAUCCAAAGUGCUCCCAACAAAGGCCUUGCCCUUGCCUCAGAAUAGCAAUCCUACCAGGAUAGAAAGAAGAUGAGGACAGAAAGAAGACAACCAUGCUCUUGUGGAAGGUGGUGGAGAUGGUUUGCAAAGUUAAAGAGGAACUACGAAUGUCUUAGCAAAAGCUUUUGAGGGGUUUGAAUAUCAACGAGGAAGCUGCGACUUUGAAGGUUGUGAUCUUUGGUUGAUCGGCUUUAGUCGGUUUUAAGGGAUACAUUAGUGGUUCCUCUUGGAACUUGGCACAAAAGAAUUUUUGCAAACCUGUAUCAAAAUUAAGCAUGAAAGUACAUUUAAUGGAGAAAGAGAAAAGUUUACGAAAAAUCCCUUCGCAUUUUUUAGAUAUAUUUUUUUUCUUUGGUGCAAGCAUUUUUUUAGAUAUAUCAUUAAGGUAUUACUUGUAUUUGCUUCCUUCUAAUUGUUUUGUGCUCCUUAGUGCUAACAAAGGCAAGAAUGGCAAUAAAGGUUUGGUUUGAGUUGAAGCUAAAGUGAGUAGAGGACCGAGUGCAUCUUGGUGCAUAGCUCCUAUGCGUUUUGGAAACACAUAGGAGGGUAAAAUAGUCAUUUGACAUUUAUAAAGGUUUUUUUUUUUCAUUUUUUUUUAUUUUUUUUUUAUGGAUACAAUGGUAUUUUUUGUAUACUAUUAUGCAUGUGUAUUAUACCAUUAUGUAUGUUUAGCAAUUUACUAGAUUAUACGCUGUUUUAGUAUUACUCUUAUAUCACACAGUGGUAUAAUAUUUGAUAUACAAUUUACAUAUAAAAUUUAGGAAAUUUUGUCUAAAACUAUUCUAAAGAUAAGGUCAUUGGUGAACAACUACCCGUUUUUUUUUUUAAUUUGUUUAGAUCUACUCGAAAGUUAUGAAACGUUUGGGUGGCACUAUCCAGUAACGUUGUUCGUCUAAUUAAAAAGUUAUUGGGGCCCACUUUUUCACUUUUCCCACUUAAUUAACUCCCCCA
This is a messenger RNA of Chenopodium quinoa (quinoa), 2926 nucleotides long. RefSeq names its product protein KINESIN LIGHT CHAIN-RELATED 2-like. The transcript is spliced from 3 exons. Lineage: Eukaryota; Viridiplantae; Streptophyta; Magnoliopsida; Caryophyllales; Amaranthaceae. Gene Ontology annotation, molecular function: protein binding. Bases 141 to 2009 code for a protein of 622 amino acids. The record is from RefSeq and is a predicted model, not a curated record.